This is a messenger RNA of Guillardia theta CCMP2712, 378 nucleotides long. RefSeq lists its product as hypothetical. Lineage: Eukaryota; Cryptophyceae; Pyrenomonadales; Geminigeraceae. The record is from RefSeq and is a predicted model, not a curated record. The annotation marks the transcript as partial. The transcript has a single exon.
CCGCCCGUUCCCGAGGCAGGCCGCCCGUUCCCGAGGCAGGCCGCCCCUUCCCGAGGCAGGCCGCCCCUUCCCGAGGCAGGCCGCCCCUUCCCGAGGCAGGCCGCCCCUUCCCGAGGCAGGCCGCCCCUUCCCGAGGCAGGCCGCCCCUUCCCGAGGCAGGCCGCCCCUUCCCGAGGCAGGCCGCCCAUUCCCGAGGCAGGCCGCCCAUUCCCGAGGCAGGCCGCCCCUUCCCGAGGCAGGCCGCCCCUUCCCGAGGCAGGCCGCCCCUUCCCGAGGCAGGCCGCCCAUUCCCGAGGCAGGCCGCCCAUUCCCGAGGCAGGCCGCCCCUUCCCGAGGCAGGCCGCCCCUUCCCGAGGCAUGCACAUCCGCGGCGCGUAG